AUGUGGUGUCAGCAGCAUCUCACCACGGCGCAUCGCCACACGAUGUCACACCAACAUCUCACCACGGUGCACCAAUGUAUCACCAUGGUGCAUCACCACACGAUGUCACACCAACAUCUCACCACGGUGCCCCAAUGUAUCACCAUGGCGCAUUGCCACACGAUGUCACACCAACAUCUCACCACGGUGCACCAAUGUAUCACCAUGGCGCAUCGCCACACAAUGUCACACCAACAUCUCACCACGGUGCACCAAUGUGUAACCAUGGCGCAUCGCCACACGAUGUCACACCAACAUCUCACCACGGUGCACCAAUGUAUCACCAUGGCGUAUCGCCACACAAUGUCACACCAACAUCUCACCAUGGUGCACCAACGUAUCACCAUGUCAGAUCACGAUACGAUGUCACACCAACAUCUCACCAUGGUGCACCAAUGUAUCACCAUGGCGCAUCGCCACACGAUGUCACACCAACAUCUCACCACGGUGCACCAAUGUAUCACCAUGGUGCAUCGCCACACGAUGUCACACCAACAUAUCACCACGGUGCACCAAUGUAUCACCGUGGCACAUCACCACACGAUGUCAUACCAACAUAUCACCAUGGCACACCAAUGUAUCACGAUGGCGCAUCACCACACGAUGUCACACCAACAUGUCACCACAGCGCACCAACAUAUCACCAUGUCAGAUCACGAUACGAUGUCACACCAACAUAUAGUGCACCAAUGUAUCACCAUGGCGCAUCACCGCACGAUGUCACACCAACAUAUCACCACAGCGCACCAACGUAUCACCGUGUCAGAUUAUGAUACGAUGUCACACCAACAUUACUCUGAUUGGCUGCAGAUUGCCCACCACUGCCCUAUUCCCUUUGACGGACAAGAAUAA
This is a messenger RNA of Gopherus evgoodei (Goodes thornscrub tortoise), 891 nucleotides long. Its product is annotated as histidine-rich glycoprotein-like. The record is from RefSeq and is a predicted model, not a curated record. The transcript has a single exon. Bases 1 to 891 code for a protein of 296 amino acids. Lineage: Eukaryota; Metazoa; Chordata; Testudines; Testudinidae.